Messenger RNA from Asterias rubens (European starfish), 5365 nucleotides. RefSeq names its product kalirin-like. Lineage: Eukaryota; Metazoa; Echinodermata; Asteroidea; Forcipulatida; Asteriidae. Bases 80 to 5365 code for a protein of 1761 amino acids. Gene Ontology annotation, cellular component: cytoplasm. The transcript has 37 exons. The record is from RefSeq and is a predicted model, not a curated record. Gene Ontology annotation, molecular function: guanyl-nucleotide exchange factor activity; protein binding.
CAAUUUUGUGCCAUGGAAUCUUUUGGCCGGGAAUAUGUUACUAUUUUUGUGAACUAAGGAAUCUUUACUCAGUCUCAGGAUGAGUUCUGAUGAUUUAGAAGGUUCUGUUGCAAGUGGAGGGGACUCUUCAACGUCCAGCGGACUGGGUGCCUUCCACUGUGAUGGGCUGAGGGCUUCUGAUGUUUUACCCAUUCUGAAGGAAAAGAUUGCCUAUUGCUCAGGAGGGAGAGACAAGAGAGGAGGUCCCAUCCUGACCUUCCCAUCCAGACCCAACCUGGACAAGGUCAAACCAGAGGACUUACGCAGAGUGGUCUUCUAUCUCAGCACUAUACCAAGUGAGGAGGCGAGAGAGCUUGGUUUCAGUGCCAUCAUUGACAUGAGAGGAUCCACCUGGAGUAACAUCAAACCAGUCCUUAAAGUCUUACAGGAAUGUAUACCUGACCACAUCCACAUGGUUUAUAUCCUCAAACCGGAGAAAUUCUGGCAGAAACACCGGACAAGUCUGGGUAGCUCCAAGCUCAAGUUUGAGACCAGCAUGGUGUCACAGGAAAGCCUACACAAGGUCAUCGACCCCUCACAACUUACACCUGAACUGGACGGCACCCUGACUUAUGAGCAUGAAGAAUGGAUACAACUCAGAAUGGCUGUAGAGGACUUCCUAACCAAAGCCUCCGAGCUCAUGCACCGUCAGGACCACCUCAAGCGAGAGAUGAACUGCACUAACUUCUCCAUGACAAUAGAGGGCGCUCAACAGCAGAUUGAAGAGCAUACCCGCCUGCGGGAACAGGUGUUAGAGAUCCCGGUGGAGCAGAUCAACCAGGAGGGUCAGAAACUUCUACGCAGAAUUUGCAGUGGUUUCAAUGGCGAUGAGUCAACGACGACAGACUCCGGCUACUCAGGCAGCUCCCACGGUAGCUUCACCAGCAUGUCCAGCAUAGCAGCCAGCGCAGACUUCCAUGGUGUAGUACCCCGUGUUAACCGCAUGAUGGAUAGUGUGACUGCCACAAGACAGCAGCUGCACCAGCUCUGGCAGAUUAGGAAGUUGAAGCUUGAGCAAUGUCUGGAGUUGAGGUUGUUUGAGCAAGAUGUUCAGAAGAUGUUUGAAUGGCUGGCCCAUCAAAAGGAACUCUUCUUACUCAACCACACAGAGAUCGGCACAAUGUCACAGACUGGUGAAGAACUUCAGGAGGAACAUAAUCGCUUUGCUACCCAAGCAAUGGGUAUGUACGUCCACAUCAACCAGAUAGUCGGCAUAGCAUCGCGACUGAUGGAGUCAGGACACUAUGCUGCAGAACAAAUUGAACGUCUCACCCACAAACUGGACCAAAAGUGGCGGGCAUUCGCCGUGGCGCUCGAUGAACGGAGCACGUUGCUGACAAUGUCCGUUGCCUUCCAUCAAAAAGUUGAAGAGUACAUGUCCAAUCUCUACGGCUGGGUGCAACAAAGCCAAGAAGAACUUGAGUUAUCCAAUGAGAUCCCAGACCUAGAGACCAAACUACACCAUCAUCAGAAGCUGUUUGAGACCAUUAGCCAGUGCUACUCUGAGUUAUGUGCCGACGGUAAGUCCCUGCUGGAUGCUCUCCAGCAACCGCUCAGUCCCGAGAGCGAGAACUCUGUCACGGCCCAGACUGAUUACUCUGCCUCAGCCAGUCAUGUCCUGGACCUAGUCCAUAAGGUGCUUCACCAUCAUAGACAGCUGGAUGAGUUGUGGCAAUCUAAGAAGAUGGGUUUAUGUCAACGGAUUCAACUUUGUGUGUUCCAACAGGAUGCUGCACAGGUGCUGUACUGGUUGGAGAAUUACGGUGAGGAGUUUCUGGCUAAGCACACAGGUGUGGGUAAAACGUUACACAAAGCCAGGGCUCUGCAGAAGAAACAUGAAGAGUUUGAAGCAAUUGCUCAGAAUACCUUCACAAAUGCCGACCGCCUCCUCGCUAACGCAGACCAGCUUGCCCAGACUGGAGAGUGUAACCCGGAGGACAUCUACCAAGUAGCCAGGGUCUUGGAAGAGAAGGUCCGUGACUUCAUCACACGGACAGAAUGUCGCAAACAGCUGCUUGAUAUGUCCGUCUCCUUCCACACACAUGCUAAAGAGUUAACAGCGUGGUACAAGGAGCUCCAAGAAAGUCUCAGCAGUGAGGAGACGUCAGACGAGGUCGACGGUGCCGAGGAGGACCUGGCCAAGUUUGAACACCAGAGGGACAUCACAAUAGACGCCUCUGUUAAUACGAUCAGCGAGGGCCAAAACCUUGUGGAUCACCUUAGGCAAAUUGCCAUGGAUACCGGGAAGGUGACGUAUAACGGGGCAUGUAGCCAUAUAGAAGGUCUCCUGAAUAAUCUUGAGGAUGGGCGAUCCAAGCUGGACAAUCUAUGGGCUGGACGCCGGAUGAAACUAGAGCUGUGUCUUCAACUCAGACAGUUUGAGAGGGAUGCAUUAGAAUUGUCUACCCAGCUUCCAAGGUACACAGCUGAGAUGCAUGGUGCUGACUUCAACUUUGACAUCGAUACGGCAGACUUGAUGCUAAAAGAACACCUAGACUUCUUUGAUGGGAUGCAAGAGAGAACAGUCCAACUCAUACAGAAAGGUCGAGACCUAUUACAGCUUCUAGACUCAACAGGCAUUGAGCUGAUGGCUAGGGGUCAGUUCACAGCUCAGACCAGGGUACAAGUCCUUCUUGAUGACAUCAAGGAUGGAUACUUAGAGUUGGAGGACAUUGCUGAGGUGCGGAGAGCAAAGCUGGAGCAGUGUAGGAACCUAAGACAGUUUGAGAUUGAUGCUGAACAGGUUGAAAGCUGGAUCAAAAGUGCCGAGAAGAUGCUCUUGAUGGUUACGUCUGUCCCUAACAGCUUUGAGGAAGCUGAGAGACUGCAGAAAGAUCAUCAACAGUUUGAAAAUGCCAUAGAGAAAACUCAACAAAGUGCAAUACGACUCCAUGACAAUGCCUAUAAGUUGUUGGAGGCCCGUCACUAUGACAGUGAACGGAUUCAGAGUAUCGCGACUAGUGUGGAGGUGCGAUGGUCACGCCUUGUGCUUCGCUCAGAAGACAGGAGGAAACUCUUCCAGUAUGCUGCAAGUUUCUAUAAGACAUCUGAGCAGGUCCAGUCCGUUCUGGAAGACCUCCAGAGGGACUACACCCGUGAUGAGGACUGGUGCAGCGGUGGUGGGGACCAAUCUACACCGGUAUCAGAGACAGUGAUGUUGAAACUGAUCCAGAAGCACCAGGACCAGAAGGAGAGCUUCCUGAAGGCUUGUACCAUGGCGAGACGGAACGCUGAGAGCUUUCUUAAAUACCUGAAAAAGUGCAAUGGUGGGCAGCCGGCCGUCCAGCCUGCUGCUGGGGUCAUGAGGGGACCAGAGACUUAUGUCAAAAGAAUUCUUGAAGAGCUGCUCACGCAAGAGGACAAAGUCCUUGAAAGUUGGACACAGAAAAAGAAACGACUGGACCAGUGUCUUCAGUAUGUCUUGUUUGAACGCAGUGCAAGACAGGCUUUAGAAUGGAUCCACGAUACAGGAGAGUUCUAUUUAUCAACUCACACCAAUGUAGGAGAAAACCCUGAAGAGACUCAAGCAUUACUCAAAGAACACAAUGAAUUCAAAGGAACUGCCAAGGAGACGAGAGAAAAAGUUAAACUGCUUUUACAGCUUGCCAACAGUCUGGUAGAGAAGGGCCACCUUCACGCCUCCAGCAUCAAAUCAUGGGUCUCGGCCGUCGACAAUCGGUAUCGGGACUUCUCACUGAGGAUGGACAAGUAUCGUGCGCAGCUAGAGGGCAGGCUUGGUCUCAGUCAUGAGGAUGACGCCAAGGACCUCUCGAUCGACCAUCGGAUGUCAGAUACGAGCUUGGAGCUGAAACUACGAGAUGCUGCUAAGGAGAUGAAUGAAGAUAAGAGGAAGUCAGCUAGGAAACGAGACUUCAUCAUGCAGGAGCUGCUUCAGACAGAGAAGGCAUAUGUCAGGGAUCUUCACUGCUGUAUUGAUAAUUAUCUUUGUGAGAUGAUGGCGUCGGUUGUUGAGGUACCUGCAGGCAUCGUUGGUAAAGAGCACAUACUGUUUGGAAACAUUGAAGAGAUCUACAAUUUCCAUAAAGAUAUCUUCCUGAAGGAGUUGGAGAAGUAUGAGUCCAUGCCAGAAGAUGUUGGCCAUUGUUUUGUGACGUGGGCGGAUAAGUUUCAGAUGUAUGUGACAUACUGUAGGAACAAACCUGACUCAAAUGCCCUGCUUAUGGACCAAGCAGGCUCCUUCUUUGAAGAGAUUCAAAAGAAGCAUGGUCUAGGGCUGUCCAUCCAGGCUUAUAUCAUCAAACCUGUGCAGAGAAUUACUAAAUAUCAACUGCUUCUCAAGGAUUUGUUGGCCUGUUGUGAAGAAGGGAAGGGUGAGAUACGAGAAGCCCUGGAGGUUAUGUUAAUGGUGCCGAAGAGAGCCAAUGAUGCCAUGCAUUUGAGUAUGCUGGAUGGCAUGGAUGGACACCUUGAUGCCAAUGGAGAAGUCAUCCUUCAGGAUUCCUUCCAGGUUUGGGAUCCCAAGCAGAUCUUCAGGAAAGGAAGGGAGAGACACAUCUUUUUGUUUGAGCUGUUUCUGGUCUUCAGCAAGGAGGCUAAAGACAGCACGGGCAAGACCAAGUAUAUCUUCAAGAGCAAACUGGAUACAUCUGAUCUUGGUAUUACGGAGCAUAUUGAAGGGGAUAGCUGCAAGUUUGCACUAUGGACAGGAAGGACACCAUCAUCAGAUAACAGAAUCGUUCUUAAGGCCUCUAGUUUAGAAGCCAAGCAAGAAUGGAUCAGAAAAAUGCGAGACAUCGUUACGGAAAGACAAGUGCAUUUAAGGGCAGCUCUUAUGGAUUCAACAAAACUAGCAGCUCCCAAAUUUGUUGCCAAAAAGAAUACAUCGUCAGCGAGGAAUAUGAUUCAGAAAUCACGGGGUGAGAAUUUAGAAGACAGUUUCCUUGACGACCUCUUGCUGCACCCAAGAGGUGACCGAGAUUCCCUGAAUUCUGUGUCGACGACAAACACCACGGCCACUGUGGACAGCGAUAAGGACUUGAGGGAAAGCUCAGAAUUUGUUGUGGUCCUUGAAGACUUUGACGCCCACCACGCCCAGGAGAUCUCAGUACAAAAGGGACAGACGGUAGAGGUGCUGGAGAGGCUAUCUGCGCAACCUGACUGGGCUCUUGUGAGGGCGCUAUCACCAGAUCAUUCUGGGCCUGUACAGGGUCUUGUUCCCCUGAGUCAUCUGGUCACAUCAGAAACCUCGGCAAUUAUUCAGAUUGUAGAUAAAAGAAAUGCAGUCGUCUUCUUGAGCGGAAGCAAAGCAGACGGAAAGGAGGAUACAGCUGAAGAAGUUUGCAGUGCAAUCUCAGAGGAGCCUUAG